AUGAAUUCUGCAGAACAGACGGUGACAUGGCUUAUUUCACUGGGGGUCCUGGAAUCACCGAAAAAGACCAUCUCCGAUCCUGAAGGAUUCUUGCAAACGUCCCUCAAAGAUGGGGUAGUGCUGUGCAGGCUUCUUGAACGGUUGCGUCCUGGCUACAUCGAAAAAGUUUACCAUGAUCCCAAGACCGAUAGCGAGUGCCUGAGCAACAUAAGGGGGUUCCUCAAAGCCUGCGCUUCACUUCGCUUGGAGACUUUCGAAGCCAGUGAUCUGUUCCUGGGGCAGAACUUCACCAAGGUGCUGAAUUCCCUGGUGGCGCUGAACAAGGCAACGGCAGACAUCGGCCUUGGCAUUGACUCCGUAUGUGCACGCCAGUCCUCAUUUCACCGGAUAAAGUCGUUGGACUCGCUGGGCUCCCAGAACGCCUCCGCCAGAUCCUCUGCACUCCUGCAGAGCCAGUUCCGCAGUCUAGACAUGGCCGAGAACUGCUUCUCCCAGGCAGUGGUGAAGGCCCGCUUCACCUUCCAGCAGACGAAUGAGGACGAGCUAUCCUUUGAAAAGGGUGACAUCAUCCACGUCACGCGCAUGGAAGAAGGAGGGUGGUGGGAGGGUGUCUACAAUGGCAAGACUGGCUGGUUUCCUAGCAACUAUGUCCGAGAGGUCAAAGGUGGUGAAAAACCGUUAUCUCCCAAGUCUGGAACUCUGAAAAGCCCCCCUAAAGGCUUUGACACCUCCGCCAUCAGCAAGACCUACUACAAUUUGGUGCUGCAGAACAUUCUUGAAACUGAGACGGAAUAUUCGAAAGAGCUGCAGAAUCUCCUGUCAAACUAUCUGCGUUUACUACCGACUACAGACAAACUGAGCAACUCAGAUGUUGCGCACAUCUUGGGGAACCUGGAGGAGAUCAACACGUUUCAGCAGAUGUUGGUUCAGGCUCUGGAGGACUGCACAAAGCUGCCUGAAUCGCAGCAGAGGGUGGGCACUUUUUUUCUCAACCUGAUGCCCCAAAUGAAGGGACUCUACGUGGCAUACUGUGCCAACCACCCAUUCGCCGUCCACGUCCUGACAGAACACAGUGAGGAACUCGGCGACUUCAUGGAGGCCAAGGGAGCCAAUAGCCCAGGCAUCCUCAUGCUCACCACGGGCCUCAGCAAGCCCUUCAUGCGGCUAGACAAGUACCCCACCCUGCUGAAGGAACUGGAGAGGCACAUGGAGGAGUUCCACCCCGACCGGCCAGACAUUCACAAGUGCAUGGCAUCAUUCAAAAGCCUGUCUGCACAGUGCCAGGAAGUGCGCAAGCGCAAGGAGCUGGAGCUGCAGAUUCUCACGGAGUCCAUCCGAUGCUGGGAAGGCGAAGACAUCAAGACACUGGGCUCAGUCCUCUACAUGUCCCACGUCAUGAUUCAGAACCACGGAACUGAGGAGAAGCAUGAACGCUACCUCCUGCUGUUUCCCCAUGUCCUCCUCAUGCUCUCUGCCAGCCCCCGGAUGAGCGGCUUCAUUUACCAGGGUAAACUGCCAUUGACGGGAAUGACACUCAGCAAGCUAGAGGACAACGCUUUUGAGAUAUCUGGGAGCAUGAUCGAGAGGAUCCAGGUGCUGUGUAACAACCAGCAGGACUUGCAUGACUGGGUGGACCACCUGCAUCGUCAGACGAAGCACAUCACCAUGGGGACACCUAACCUGAAGCCCUCCCCCGUCCCCUUCCACACACUUCCCUCGCACCCGAUCACCCCAUCUCGCCAUUCCGAGAGCCGAAAUGUGGGCCUGGCCCCCACCUACCACACCCUCCCGCACCCUUCCUCACACGGGACGCCCCACAGCACCAUGAUGUGGGGGCCGCUGGAGCCUCCCAAGACCCCAAAGCCCUGGAGCCUCAGCUGCCUGCGGCCUGCACCCCCCCUGCGACCCUCAGCGGCUCUCUGCUAUAAAGAGGAUCUCAGCAAAAGCCCCAAGAGCAUGAAGAAGCUCCUUCCCAAGCGCAAGCCGGAGAGGAAACCAUCAGACGAAGACUUUGCGUUGAGGAAAAGCACGGCCGCCCUGGAAGAGGACGCGCAGAUCCUUAAAGUCAUCGAGGCUUACUGUACAAGUGCCAAAACACGCCAGACUCUGAACUCGACAUGGCAGGGUACUGACCUGAUGCAUAACCACGUGCUGGCCGAUGACGAGUCCUGCGUGGACUCGCUGGGCCCCCGCAGCAGCCUCUCCCGCCCGGAGCCGACCUCUGACCUGUCUGAAGACUCUGACCAUGACAGUAUAUGGACAGCCCACAGUUACAGAAUGGGUUCCACAUCCCGACCUAGGAAGGAGUGUGGACCUCAUGUGCUAUUUCCUGAGGAAGAGAAGAUUAUUGUAGAAGAGACCAAAAGCAACGGUCAAACCGUGAUUGAAGAGAAGAGCUUAGUCGACACAGUUUACGCAUUGAAGGAUGAAGUCCAAGAACUGAAACUGGAUAAUAAGAAGAUGAAGAGGACGUUGGAGGAGGAACAAAGAGCCUGGAAAGACCUGGAAAAGGUUGUGAGGAAAGUAUUAAAGAACAUGAAUGAUCCUUCCUGGGACGAGACCAAUUUGUAAGGAGGUCUCCUUAAUUUCCAGUUGAUUAUUAUUCUCUGACCUGUCUAACCAUUAAAAAAACACAAUGGGAACCAAUUUACAUAGAACACUACAAAUCACACAAAAAUGCACCAGGCUGUAGAUCUGAGAGCAGCUGGUUUGCAACCAGGUUAGAUGCCUGACUGAAGCUGUGAACUUAGCGAGUUGAUUUGUUGUGGUUGUGAGGCCUGGGUCGCUGGAGCCGGAUGGGAUUGACAGAACACCGGGAAAGACCCGUGGUGCCAAAUCCUUGGUGUAACCUGGACCAGAAGCUAGGGCAGAAGCUGAGGCUCCUGAUAACUGCUCCUUGUGUCCAUCCUGAAUGCUCUCUUCCAGAUGCAGCUGCAGCAAACACUGGGCACCAUUCACUUAGCAGAUGCUAAACGUCUUAUUUUUGAGAUCAGGGGUUCACACCAGCUGUAUGGUACCUGCUAGGCUGUCACGGCCUUUACCCAGCAAGGUCACACUAAACCUCAUGGGAACUUAAAGCCAAGACUCAUGAUGAUUUUUUUUUCCAUUUUAUUUUCCCCCCGAUGGAAACACAGCAAUACAACAUCGAGGACAGACUUCAGGUGAACAGUACGCAGGUAAACGUUUUCAAGGCGUUACCUCAUUUGUUUUGUACCUCUUUUUUCUUUUUUCAGAGGCUUUGGUAUGCGCCUGUUAUCUUUUAUUUUGUACACUUUAAUACGGGACAGGCACAUAUAUGUACCUUUAUAUUGUAAAUAAUGUCAAUAAUGUGCCUUUUCAAAUGGAUUUUUUUAAAAAUCGCUCGACUUUCUGGAAGUCUUAAGGUUUUAUACGCGAUGUUCGGGCUCCUUUCCUGUGCCGGGCUGUUCGCACAAGAAGACUGAAAUUAAAAACAUGAAUGCUAAGCUACUUAUCAAAUAUUUUGAUGAUUUUUUUCAGUUUUGGUAUCAUGUGUUACAUAUUUAAAUGAGACCAUAUGGUGAGAAUGCCUCAAUGUACUAUGAAAUAUAUGCUUCCAUUGUCCGGUGAGAUUGUCACCUGAGGACUGUUCCACAACCACUGUAUUUAUUUUUUAACUCUUCUCAGUAACUAACUUGUAUUGUUUCUGUGAAUUAAAACGGUAAAUAAAGCCCUAUUUUGGUUGCCAUUC
Paramormyrops kingsleyae is the source of this 3709-nucleotide messenger RNA. RefSeq names its product Rho guanine nucleotide exchange factor (GEF) 7a (gene arhgef7a). Gene Ontology annotation, cellular component: lamellipodium; cytoplasm. Lineage: Eukaryota; Metazoa; Chordata; Actinopteri; Osteoglossiformes; Mormyridae. Gene Ontology annotation, biological process: lamellipodium assembly; intracellular signal transduction. Gene Ontology annotation, molecular function: protein binding; guanyl-nucleotide exchange factor activity. The record is from RefSeq and is a predicted model, not a curated record.